Molecule: messenger RNA, 2690 nt
Organism: Xenopus tropicalis (tropical clawed frog)
Lineage: Eukaryota; Metazoa; Chordata; Amphibia; Anura; Pipidae
Gene: gle1
Product: GLE1, RNA export mediator
Exons: 16
Coding region: 338-2398 (686 amino acids)
Biological process (GO): mRNA export from nucleus; poly(A)+ mRNA export from nucleus
Cellular component (GO): cytoplasm; nuclear pore
Source: RefSeq, a predicted model, not a curated record
AUAUACAUAACUUGCACUUAUGGGGAGGGCAGGUGGAAUAAGGGAGAGAAAUGGCGGCGUUAGUUCCUUCCUGGUAUUGUAGGGUAGUACUGACUUCUUUAUUACGUUUGAGAGACAAAAACAGAAUACAUGGCGCAUUUACUGCUCAGUAACUCAUAAGCAGCAUUUAUUCUUUUCGUUUAAAUACACUACAUUAUCGCCACAAAUGACAGGAAAUAGGUUCGGUCACGUGAGUGGCUGGGUAAUCACGUGACUCGGAAGUAAAUGCGCGCAUUGCAAUGGUCUGUGGAAGUUGCGGCUGAGCUACAGGGGUGGAUGGUUUAGAUUGUAUGUGGCCAUGCCGAGACGGGAUUGGAAGACCCUUGAGGCGCUGCAGGAGUCUCCCAAGGGGAAGCUGAGAUAUGACACGGAGUGGAGCCUGGAUGAAGAGGAAUUGCUUGAACGCAGUAUGGCAUCGUGCAUGUUGUCUCCGCACUCAGCUUGGGUGCUGGAUAAUAUGGUUUCACCAGUGCAGCGCCAUACUUCUAACACCAACAGCCUGUCCACUCAGGAAACCAGGGGCUCCUACUCCGUGAAGGCUGUUUCACCUGACUUUGAAACUGAUUUUUCAGAUUUUGUUAUAAAGAAGACCCCAGAGAGCCAUCAAGACUCAAUGAAGGCAGAGACGUCUCCCAAGUUGUUGUCUGAAAUAUCAGCCGAAGUGGAAGGCUCCAUUUAUUUGUAUAGGGAGGCUGAGAGGAUAAAAAUGCAGAAUAAAAUUCAAAAGCGCCUGGAGAUGUUUGUGCAGUAUGAGAAGAACUUUGCAGACCAGGCUACGGAGCAGCUUAAGCGCUUUGAGGAGAUGAUGGAGUUGAAGCAGAGACAAGAGAGGGAUAGAUUACAGGAGCAGUUGGAGGAAGGUUCAAAAGAAGCCUUAGGACAGCAGGAGAAGCUAAAGGAAGAACACCGGACAAGGGCCAAGCUCUUGAACAGGAAGUUGCGGGAAGCAGAGCAGCAGAGGCAUCUGGAACAGGAACGCAUCCGCCAGGAGGAGGGCCGUGAUCGUGAGCGCAGGCUUUGCUUUUUGCAGCAGGAGGUUCUCCAGCUGGUCCAACAAAUUGAAGUGGACUACAAACACCAGGAGACACUCCGUAUGGACCUCUCUGCCUACAGCCAGCGCGGGAACCAAAUAUGUGGAAUUCUGUCCAGCGUUGUGCGUUCCAGUGAGAGUGGGUUUCCCACCCAGGAAGAUGUGAAUGUUGGGGAGCGUUCUCUGCAGGAGAUGCAGGCACUGGUCAGCUCCAUGCAAAAGGAAGUCAGCGCUGCUGAGGAGAGAAGGAAAGCAGAAGAAGUGGCUGAGAGAGUGAAACAGAAAGAAUUAGAGAAACAGCAGACAAAGGCACAAGCACCUGCACCUGCUCAGACCCACCAAAAAAGCCAAAAAGAAGGACUGCAGGAAAAAGCCUCUCCGUGUAUAAUGAAGAGCUAUCAGCAGCUACAGAAUAUGUGUGAGCAAAGCCUGAACGACUUUGCCCCACUUCAGGAUGCCAGAGACCCAAAGGUUAAGGCCAUCAGAGGAGAUCUCCAGAAAGCCAUAUAUAUUCCAGUCAGCCAGAUCUCGUCAAAAGCAGGAUCUAAUCUGAAGGAGAUUUUUGAAAAAUUAAAUAACUUGCUCCUUGGCAAACGGGUCUCCUCCUUUGGCUCCUCGAUGAUCUCUGUGUCGCAGCACCCGCAAGCCUUGGACUUUGUAUACUACAAGCUAGCUGAGAAGCUUGUGAAACAAGGUGAGGAGGAAAUAGCUUCCCAUCACGAAGCAGCAUUUCCAAUAGCAGCGGUGGCUUCUGGUAUCUGGGAGCACCACCCGAAGGUGGGGGAGCUGUUUCUGGCUCAUCUGUACAAGAAGUGUCCAUAUGCUUUGCCUUUCUACCCUGCUUUUAAGGAAGGAACCUCCAUAGAAGAAUAUCAGAGGAUUCUAGGUUACAAAGUGGAGGAUUCUCAGGUUGAACAACAAGAUAACUUCCUUAAAAGAAUGUCAGGAAUGAUUCGCCUCUAUGCUGCUGUCAUGCAGAUACGGUGGUACUACAGCAACAAGCAAGAGUCUCAUCCUCAUGGGCUGAAUUAUGCAUGGCAAUGGCUGGGGCAGCUCCUUAACAUGGAGCCCGUAGCUGACAUCACUUCGACUCUUCUCUAUGAUUUUUUGGAGGUGUGUGGGAACGCAUUGAUGCAGACGUACCAUUUCCAGUUUUGGAAGCUACUGCUGCUGAUUAAAAAUGAAUAUUUACCCAGGAUUGAAAUUAUAAGCACGUCGGCACAAAUGGGGUCUGUCACUCGACUUAGACUUUUUCUUGAGAACUCCAUAAAGAAGAAUGAAAUCCCCUUACCCAAGGGAUACCUAAGUCAGUCCUUCUGGAGAUCCUGAUGUUGCGCCCUUUCUCUGAAACAAAGCCUUCCCCUCUGGAUCACUAAAUGUGCUUCAAAUUCCAUUUACCCCUAUUUAUGAUUUGUGUUUUUAAUUAUAUUUCCAUAAAUGUUUUAACCCCCUUUAAAACCCUAAUUUUUGUUUUAUUAAAUGAUGUUGUUCUGUACUCUGAAAUGCUUUACACAAAACUCAUAGGGGAAAAAACUGCAUAAUAAUGAAUUCUCUGUGAGGGUAAGGGUUACAUAGCUGUAGUAGUUGCCACAUUUACCCAUGAUGGCUUCUGUCGGUAGAU